Molecule: messenger RNA, 1236 nt
Organism: Macadamia integrifolia
Lineage: Eukaryota; Viridiplantae; Streptophyta; Magnoliopsida; Proteales; Proteaceae
Exons: 3
Coding region: 105-1046 (313 amino acids)
Biological process (GO): rRNA base methylation
Cellular component (GO): cytoplasm
Molecular function (GO): rRNA (uridine-N3-)-methyltransferase activity
Source: RefSeq, a predicted model, not a curated record
AGCAUUUCUUAAGUCUCCCUAAGCUCCUCUUCCUCUUGCUGUCUCUGCAGUGCUAAGAGAUCAGAGAAGAGCAAAAGGCUUAAAUAUUUCAGGUCUGUCUUGAAAUGGGUCAGGUCCUAUCUAACCUGUCAACAAUCUUAUUUGGAAGAAAAAAGAGAGCAGAGACAAAUGAUGAAGAGAAUGUAUACCAUUCGCUUGAUCACUGCCAAGAGGUGAAGCCAUUAUUUCAUCCUACCUCUGGAAAGACCAGAGUUUCAGAAAAAGAUGAAGGAUCAAUAGCUAUCAUUGUUGACAGUGGUGUUGAGGUUGUAGAAAAGAUUAAACAUAUUCUUAAUGUCUCUAAUGGAGGUAAGAUCAGAGUUCCCAAAGAUGGUUCAGGAUCGAAGGCAAAGAAAGGAAGAGUGUUGCAGAAAGAAAGAAGGAUAAAGCACUACUGCAGUAGCCACAAGAUCCUGCUGGUUGGGGAGGGAGACUUCUCUUUCUCUGCUUGUUUGGCCAAUGUUUUUGGCUCUGCUGAUAACAUGGUUGCCACUUCUCUCAAUUCAGAAGGUUUCUUACAGAAAAACUACGGCAAGGCCAUGUCCAACAUCAGUGAUUUGAAAAGUAGAGGAUGUAUGGUUCUUCAUGGAGUGGAUGCAACAAAUAUGUCAGACCAUAAGAUUCUAAAGAGUAUGAGAUUUGAUCGGAUUGUCUUCAACUUCCCCCAUGCUGGUUUCUUUAAUAAAGAGUCAAGGGAGACCCAGAUCAGUCGACACCAAAAGCUGAUCACCUUGUUCUUCAAGAAUGCCAAGAAGAUGCUUUGUGAAGAGGGAGAAAUUCACAUUUCCCACAAGUCAGUAGGGUUUCAUCUUAAAUGGAAUAUAGAAUCUCUGGCCUCACUUAAUGGACUCACUUUUAUAAAAGCAGUGGUAUUUAAUUUGAGUAAUUAUCCAGGUUACAAUACUAAAUAUGGAUUUGGAGGAGAUGGAAACUUUGAUUGCAAUCCUAGCAAGACUUACGUUUGGACUGUGAUAGAGACCAUGGAUGAUGAAGAAUACACUCAAUAGCAUUUUCAUGAAUGGGUUUGAGCAGUGAAUGAGUUACCAAUUCUUAUAGGUCCUCCCUAGCUCACUCUUCUAUGAGUUUGUGAAGAUCCUCAUAUUAUAGUAAUGCUUAAGAAGUUUCCUUCACAGGAUCUGUUUCACCCCCUCACUAUUCUUAGAUCUUUAAUGUUACUUUUUUCCUUUACUUGGCCAA